Molecule: messenger RNA, 1116 nt
Organism: Monopterus albus (swamp eel)
Lineage: Eukaryota; Metazoa; Chordata; Actinopteri; Synbranchiformes; Synbranchidae
Gene: bnip4
Product: BCL2 interacting protein 4
Exons: 6
Coding region: 107-682 (191 amino acids)
Biological process (GO): positive regulation of apoptotic process; mitochondrial outer membrane permeabilization
Cellular component (GO): mitochondrial outer membrane; nuclear envelope; endoplasmic reticulum
Source: RefSeq, a predicted model, not a curated record
GUUGGACCUCCAGCUGCUUUCUGAGAUUUCGCCACCAUUUCGCUUAUAUGUAGGCUUCUAUUUAAAACUGCGUAAACGCGUGGACCUGAAGGAUUAUAGCAGUACGAUGUCGCUCCAGAAAGAAAUUUCAUCUGACGAGAGUCUGCAAGGUUCCUGGGUUGAACUGCAUUUCAGUGGCACUGGUUCUCAAAGUACUAGUCAUCAUGGAAGCCAGGAGCAAAUCCCCACGUCCAGCCAGGAGUGCGAGGUGGAGAAAAUGCUGCUAGAUGCACAGCACGAGUCAGGCAGGAGCAGCUCCAAAGGAAGCUCUCAGUGCAACAGCCCACUCAGAGCACAGACCCCCCUUCUUCUGUUGAGAGGCUCAGAGGGAAACAGCUCACAGUCAGAUGAAGACUUCCAAGAAAGAAGACGGGAGGUAGAGAACCUGAUGAAGAAAAAUGCUGACUGGAUCUGGGACUGGUCUAGUCGACCUGAGAACAGUCCACCAAAGGGGUUUCUGCUGAAGUACCCUAAGCGCUUGACCUCUCUCAGCAUCAGGAACACCAGCGUCAUGAAGAAGGGAGGCGUUCUCUCUGCCGAUUUUCUGAAGAUUUUCCUUCCCUCGUUAAUCAUUUCUCAUAUACUUGCUGUUGGCCUAGGGAUAUACAUUGGAAAGCGCCUAACCUCCCACAAUGCCUAUUAAGUCGGAUGAUGAUGUCUUGCGACACCUUUAUCACCUGUGAACACCUUGGAAUGCCUUAAAAUGGAACCUUAUGAAGACUGAGGAAUGUGACACGGUCUGAUUUGAUCACGUGCCCCACAUCGCCAACACCAGCAUGGAGAGUUAAAGAUAUCUCAUUGUUGUUUCAUGGAGUAUAGUCUUGAACACAACAUUGGCCAAUCCUCUGCUCUUUGCUGUAGCCCUUGUCCUGGCUUGGAAACACGUGUUUUGCUGCUUCCUGCUCCAUAAAUCUGCACAUUAGGGAACUGAUACAUGUUGUAUAUAACAGUCUUUUCUUUUUACAAUAAGAAAUUACUUGAUUUUAAUGAUUUACUGUCAACAGACAUUCCAUGUCCCCAGGGCUAGUCUCCGUGUCCAGAGAUCGGGUCGUCGGGGCCCCUGCCUUCGACUGCUGA